Messenger RNA from Hirsutella rhossiliensis, 537 nucleotides. RefSeq lists its product as uncharacterized. The record is from RefSeq and is a predicted model, not a curated record. The coding region runs from base 1 to 537 and encodes 178 amino acids. The transcript has 2 exons. Lineage: Eukaryota; Fungi; Ascomycota; Sordariomycetes; Hypocreales; Ophiocordycipitaceae.
AUGCUCUCUACUCUCGGAUCUGUUCUGCUUCUCCUUGGCAGCACUGGGCUGACCAACGCUGCUGUCGUCAGCACCGGCACCGUAGAAGCCAGAGCUGCUUCUCCCCCGUCGCCGCUGCAGCCCGGCAUCGCCGCGAACUGCAACAAGUGGUACAUGGUCAAGCCGCACGAUUAUUGCGCCGCAAUUGCGGCCGAGCACGGCAUUUCGACGGAAAAGUUCAUUCAGUGGAACUCGGGCGCCGGUCCCGAGUGCAAGUCCCUCUUGUCCGGGUACUAUGCCUGUGUCGCGGUUGACAGCGAGCCGAAGCCAACACCCGUCAAGCCCGAGAACGGCAUCAAAACGCCUUCUCCCUUCCAGGCCGGCAUGGUGAAGAACUGCAACAAGUUUCAUUUCGUCCAGCCCAAGCAGACUUGCCUCGACGUCGAGCGCGCGACUGGAGCCAAGGUCGCGGACCUGAUCAAGUGGAACCCGGCCAUUGGCCACGACUGCACCACCAUGUGGGCAAAGACUCAUCUCUGUGUUGGCGUUGUGGGUUAA